GCAGGGCGUGGGUGCGUCAACAAAAUCGCUUUAAAAAAGUUCACUUAAAAAUAACAUCACCUCCUUUGUUGUGUGUUGUGUGUACUCACUGUUUGUUCAUCAAAUAAGAUUAAAGUGUUAAAGAUUUGUCAACCAAGUGAAAGUCUUCAGCCCAUCCCAUAAUAAUCGAAGCACCCCAAAAGUUAACUAGUUUCCAUUGAAAACAAGUUGUGCAAGAGCAUUUCAAGACGAAGAAGAGCUCUUAAAAUCUCAAACUCAGAUGUGUUAAUUGCUUCCAAAUCUCAUUUAAACUUCCUUUCCCUCUUACCAGUGUAUAGUAUAAGAAAAUAUAUUCCAAUUCAAACAACGACGAUGGUCCGUCUAACUAGAAAAGAACGUCAGGACAAAGUGGAGCUACUAGCGAGCAUAAACAAAGUUAACAUUAAUGAUGACAACGAAGCUACAGACAACGAUGGAUACAAACAUUGCGCAGAUUAUGGUUCGGAUUUCUCGGAGACGGACGAAAUAUUUUUGCAAGGUUUAUUGCUGAGUAAUCCUUCGACGCCGCACAAGGACAAGUUAAAUUCUAGUGAACCACAAGAAAUUGAAGUCCUUCAACCUGUAAAUCUCAAUAACAAAACUAUCAUCGACGAAAUAACCCGUAAAUAUUCCACAAACCGAGGUAGAGACGCCCGAGAACUAGCUCAAUUAGUUUCAAAACCUCACUUUAAGGCCCUGCUUAAAGCUCACGAUGAAAUAGGAGAACUCUAUCAAAAUCGAACUAAUAAAGAAGAAAAUCGAAAAGGUGGUUAUCUCUUCUCUCCCGAAAUAUUAAACAGCAAAAUGCCAGUGGAAACAAUUAAAAUGGUUGGCCUUAGGCGCAAUGUCAACCAACCUCUUGGAUUGACUGUCGAAGUCGAUGAACACCAUCAAUUGGUAGUUGCACGUAUUUUAGCCGGUGGUGUCAUAGACAAACAAGGGCUACUGCAUCACGGAGAUGUUAUACUUGAAGUAAAUGGUGUUCCAGUUCAUACUCCAGAGGAAUUGCAAAAUGAAGUUUCACGAGCCAAGGAGAAUCUUACAAUGAAAGUGGGACCAAAUGUUGAGGAAGAAAUGAAAUCAGCUAGAAUGGCUAUGGCCGGUGGACAGGUAAAAAAUGGACAAAAUCUCGAACCAGGAAAGAAAUUAACGUGCUAUAUGCGAGCUCUGUUCACUUAUGUCCCAUCAGAUGAUUCACUUUUGCCAUGCAAGGAAAUUGGUCUGUCUUUUAAACAGGGAGACAUUUUACAGAUUAUAAACGUAAAAGAUCCCAACUGGUGGCAAGCCAAAAAUAUAACCGUAGGCAACGAACAAAUCGGUCUAAUUCCAUCACAAGAUCUUGAAGAACGACGAAAAGCUUUUGUAGCUCCUGAAGCAGAUUAUGUGCAUAAAAUUGGAAUUUGUGGAACACGAAUCUCAAAGCGAAAACGCAAAACAAUGUAUCGUUCGGUGGCUAAUUGUGAAUUUGAUAAAGCUGACUUAAUGUUGUACGAGGAAGUAACACGAAUGCCACCAUUCCGUAGGAAAACUUUAGUUUUAAUUGGAGUCCAAGGUGUUGGUCGUCGUACAUUGAAAAAUCGCCUGGUCAAUAGUGAUCUUGAUCGUUUCGGUGCCGUUAUACCUCAUACAUCACGUCCAAAACGAGCACUUGAAGAAAAUGGUCGUACAUAUUGGUUCCUCGAUCGUGAAGAAAUGGAAGAUGAAAUCAAACAAAAUAAUUUCUUAGAAUAUGGAGAACAUAAUGGAAAUUUAUAUGGAACUCAUUUGCAAUCUAUACGAGAUGUUAUUAAACAAGGAAAAAUGUGUGUUCUUGAUUGUGCACCAAAUGCCCUUAAAAUUCUACACAACAGUCAAGAGUUGAUGCCAUUUGUUAUAUUUAUAGCCGCUCCAGGAAUGGAACAAUUAAAACAAAUCUAUAAUGAACGUAGGGCUACAGGUUCAAAUAAGAAUUUAACUUUCGAUCGUCAAAGUUCCAUUCGAUACAGCUCACGACGAGCUCGAACAUUAGAAUCACUAGCAUCACUUUAUGAAGAUGACGAUCUUGUGGCAACAGUAGAAGAAAGCUCAUUUGUUCAGCGAAAAUACGAAAAGUAUUUCGAUAUGGUUAUUGUAAAUGAAGAUUUCGAUGAGACCUUCAGGCAAGUGGUAGAGACUCUUGAUCAAAUGAGUCAUGAACACCAAUGGGUACCAGUUAACUGGAUUUACUAAAUAAAAAACUUUAAUUUUCUCUCGAUACAAACAACAAACAAACAAAAAAAAAUCAACAAAAUCAUCAACGGCAGCGGAAUACUAUUACACAAGUGUCUUAUUUUAUUUAGUUAAAAUCUACAAAACAAAUCAAAGCUCGUAAUAUUAAUUAAAUUACUAUACACAUAUAAUUAUUAUAAUAAUAUAUUUAAAAAAAAUAACUCAUUUUUUUACAAAUUUCAUUUUAUUAGACAAAGUCUUUUGUUAUAGUUAUUCUAAUUAUUAUAUUGAUUGUUUCGAUUUUGAAAAUUAUACAUAGUUGCAUUUAUGUGUUCUUCUUUUUUGUUUAAAUAUUUUUUAAAAGUAUUUUUUAUACAAUAAAAAUAAUUAUAAUUAUCUAAAUGUAUAUGAGAAAUAAAAUGUCAUAUAUAAAAGUACAAUUUAAUGUACAUAUUAAAUAUGUAUUAAAACCAAUAUAUUAAUUGUUGAUAGUUUUUAAUUAAAAAAAUAUUAAGUAUUGUUUUUCUUUAUUAUUAUUUUUGUUUGUAUACUUUUAUUAAUUGUAUGCUUGUAAUUUCCGUCCUGAUUAUUAUUUUAUUUUUAUUUUUGUAUUUUUUAUAAAUUUAAUUUUGAAAGAAGAAUAGAAAAACAUAUUUAAUUAAUUAAGAUUGAUAACUGAGGAAAUGAUGAAGAAGAAGACGUUUUUAAAUGUCUAAUAAAUUCAAUGGAAUCUCUUUUAAUAAAUUAUUCUGCAUAAAGAAAAAGAAUCCUGCCCAAAAUGAAACUAUUGCAAAUGUGGAAUAGUUAUUUUAACAAAAAAGAAAACGAAGAUUUAAAUAAAACAUUUUAUUAUUUUAAGCUCAAACUAUUUUCGCUUGAAAAAUGUUAAUAAA
Molecule: messenger RNA, 3098 nt
Organism: Eupeodes corollae
Lineage: Eukaryota; Metazoa; Arthropoda; Insecta; Diptera; Syrphidae
Gene: vari
Product: protein PALS2
Exons: 11
Coding region: 352-2226 (624 amino acids)
Cellular component (GO): plasma membrane; cell-cell junction
Molecular function (GO): protein binding
Source: RefSeq, a predicted model, not a curated record